CCAUUUAUGGCCUUGAACUCCCAGCCAUAUCCUGUGUUUAGGGUAUAUAAGCUCCCGUGAAACUUGCGAGCCUUCUCUUUGAUUCUUCUAUUUAGGGUUUCUCUCAUUUGUUGCGGUUGCAGCCUUGCAGGGCUCUGCUGAAGUGGAGCGGUAAAGAUGAGUAAGCUUCAAAGUGAUGUAUUGAGAGAAGCUAUCUCCCAGAUUAUGAAUGAUACCAGGGAAAAGAAACGUAACUUCACCGAGACACUCGAGCUCCAGAUUGGACUGAAGAACUAUGACCCUCAGAAGGACAAACGUUUCAGUGGCUCUGUGAAGCUGCCACAUAUUCCUCGCCCUAAGAUGAAAGUCUGCAUGCUUGGUGAUGCUCAGCAUGUUGAGGAGGCGGAAAAGAUAGGUCUGGACUAUAUGGAUAUUGAAGGGCUGAAGAAGCUCAACAAAAACAAAAAAUUGGUAAAAAAGCUUGCUAAGAAAUACCAUGCUUUUCUAGCAUCUGAGGCUGUGAUAAAGCAGAUCCCUCGUCUUCUAGGCCCUGGUCUCAACAAAGCAGGAAAGUUCCCAACACUGGUUUCUCAUCAGGAAAGCUUAGAAUCCAAGGUUAAUGAAACCAAGGCGAUGGUGAAGUUCCAGCUGAAGAAGGUUCUUUGCAUGGGAGUUGCCGUAGGUAACUGUGGAAUGGAGGAGAAACAGAUUUUCCAAAAUGUGCAACUCAGUGUGAACUUCCUUGUAUCACUGUUGAAAAAGAACUGGCAAAAUGUGAGGUGCUUGUACUUGAAGAGUACAAUGGGGAAGCCUACCCGUAUCUUUUGAGUUCUACCUUUUUUUUUUGGGG
Messenger RNA from Macadamia integrifolia, 829 nucleotides. RefSeq names its product 60S ribosomal protein L10a. Gene Ontology annotation, cellular component: large ribosomal subunit. The transcript is spliced from 6 exons. The record is from RefSeq and is a predicted model, not a curated record. NCBI's taxonomy places the organism in Eukaryota, Viridiplantae, Streptophyta, Magnoliopsida, Proteales, Proteaceae. The coding region runs from base 157 to 807 and encodes 216 amino acids. Gene Ontology annotation, molecular function: structural constituent of ribosome; RNA binding. Gene Ontology annotation, biological process: translation.